Molecule: messenger RNA, 1884 nt
Organism: Cryptomeria japonica (Japanese cedar)
Lineage: Eukaryota; Viridiplantae; Streptophyta; Pinopsida; Cupressales; Cupressaceae
Product: UDP-glycosyltransferase CGT
Exons: 1
Coding region: 180-1559 (459 amino acids)
Molecular function (GO): UDP-glycosyltransferase activity
Source: RefSeq, a predicted model, not a curated record
AAGUAUCACAGUUUCCCGUCGUGAGACAAUUUGCCGGAUCUUCACCAUUAAAGAAUUAUUGUUAUCAGGUAACAAAAUAUAUAGAUUAUAAAGAGAACGUUCCAGGCAAAAACAGACUGUUUCUUUGGUCUCAUAUUUUAUUGGGACUCUGGUGGAGCUGUGGAGUAGGGAUUCUGACAAUGGCGGCCCUUGCAGAGAAAGAGAAGCGGCAUGUGGCGGUGUUCCCGUCGGCCGAAAUGGGUCAUUUCAUGCCCUUCCUUCAUCUGGCCCGAACGUUAGCAAUUCACCACGGCUUCACCGUCACAUUCAUCACCGCCACCCAAAACGUUUCUCCCACAGAAACUGCACACGUGCACCGCCUGGCUACCUCCGGCCUUGAUAUUCACGUCGUGAAGCUCCAGAUCGAAUCGCACGAAACCAGCGAAGACCCAUUUUUGGCUCAAUGGGAGGCCAUGAGAGCUUCCAUGCCCGCCUUCGAAAACCUCCUCACUUCAGAUCUGCUGAAACAGACUCCUCCCGUUUCGGCCAUCAUAACAGAUCCCGUACUCACUCCCACUUUGUCCAUCGCCGCCAAGCUCAAUAUCCCAAAUUAUGUUCUGUUCACGGCUUCUGCAUUUACACUGGGUCUCAUGGUCCAUGCCCCCCUUGCAGACGCACAGGGCUUCGGUUUCAGUGACGAGAAAGCCGUUCUACAGAUCCCGGGUUUUCCUGCGCUGCACGCUGAGCAGAUCCCCCAGGCGCUGAAGAUUAAAGAUCACAUAUUCCGCAGGGUUUUUCUCGCCAGCGGAUUGGAGGUCCCAAAGGCCUCGGGUAUUUUAGUAAAUACGGUGGAGGAGCUUGAACAACAGUGUCUGCAAAGUCUCCGGAGCAGAGAUGCCCUGCCGCCUGUGUAUGCCAUUGGACCCCUGUUUUUACCCUCGGAUAAUUCGUCCACGUUGGAUGACGAAGCCGAGAGACAGUGCCUCAAAUGGUUGGACGCACAACCUGCCAAAUCGGUUGUCUAUGUGAGCUUCGGCAGCCGCUCGGCCAUGUCAGCGGCACAAAUCAACGAGCUGGCAUUAGGGUUGGAAAGCAGUGAGCAGCGCUUUUUGUGGGUUUUAAGGACGUCCAUCGUCGAUGGUGCUGGUUCAAUGUUACCACCACUUCCACCAGGUUUUGAGGAGCGUGUUGGAGAGCGGGGGAUUAUUGUUUCUUCCUGGGUUCCGCAGGUGAAGAUCUUGUCCCACGUUUCCACUGGUGCUUUUGUGAGUCACUGUGGAUGGAAUUCUGUUGUGGAAGGUUUGUGUUGUGGGAAUCCUAUACUUGCAUGGCCUCUAGCUGGAGACCAGAUGAUUAAUGCUACCAUUGUGGUGGAGAAUGCCAAAGCGGGGAUUGAGGUGAGGAAGAGGGAGGAUGGUAUUGUGAGCAGAGAGGAGAUUUCGAGCGCUGUGAAGGCAAUAGUUGAGAGGAAGGAGCUGACUGAGGCAGCAAUCCGGUUCCAACAGCUCGGAAGAAUGGCCAUAAUGAAAGAGGGCUCGUCCUAUAAGAGCCUUAAGGUGGCAUUUCAGUAUUCAAACUGAUUGCGUUUCUGUUCGUUUUUUUUUAAAAUCGUGGGAUUGGAUGGAUCACUGGUCUAAAUGUUUGAGGUACGAUUUGACUUGAUCUUAUGAUUACACUGUCAAAGAUGACUACUUUUCUCUUCCACUGAAUGUCUUGACAUUGUUUAAGGAAGAUGAUUAUAAUAAAAGUAGCAUUUCAACUAUUAAACUGUUUGCUUUGCUAAUUUUUUUCUUUUUUUAAUCAUGGGAUUGGAUGGACCACUGAUCGAAGAUCGUAGGUGCAAAAGUGCUGCCUCGCUGAAUUAUAUAGUUGUUUAUAGUUUGUGACUCGGCCUUUUCUUCCAAA